GGCGGGGGCGCGCGGCCCGGAGACUUGAACUGUCGUUUCGGAGCUUGCGGGCGCGAUACCGCCUACCUGUCCCCUGGGAGCGCCGCCGAGCCCAUUGCUCCGCUGCCAUGGAGCCCGAGCCCGAGCCGGAGCCCGUCACGCUGCUGGUGAAGAGCCCUAACCAGCGUCACCGCGACUUGGAGCUGAGCGGAGACCGCGGCUGGAGCGUCGGCCGCCUCAAGGCCCACCUGAGCCGCGUCUACCCCGAGCGCCCGCAUCCCGAGGACCAGAGGCUCAUCUAUUCCGGGAAGCUCUUGCUAGAUCACCAGUGUCUCAGGGACCUUCUCCCAAAGCAGGAAAAGCGGCAUGUUCUGCACCUGGUGUGCAACGUGAAGAGCCCUGCAAAGAUGCCGGACACCAGCGCAAAGGUUGCUGACUCCACAGAGCAGCCCAAUGGUCCGACUCAGGGCCAGUAUCCUGGGGAUUCUGCAGGUGAUGGUUUAAGGCAAAGAGAAGUUCUUCGGAACCUUUCUCCCUCCACAUGGGAGAGCAUCUCCAGGCCUGAAGCGAUGCAGCAGGCCUUCCAGGGCCUGGCACCCGGCUUCUCUGGCUACACGACCUACGGGUGGCUGCAGCUGUCAUGGUUCCAGCAGAUCUACGCCCGGCAGUACUACAUGCAAUAUUUAGCUGCCAGUGCCGCGUCAGGAGCCUUUGUCCCAUCACCAAGCACACAAGAGAUACCUGUGGUUUCUGCACCUGCUCCAGCCCCUAUUCACAACCAGUUUCCAGCUGAAAACCAGCCAGCCAAUCAGAAUGCAGCUCCUCAAGUGGUGGUUAAUCCUGGAGCCAAUCAGAAUUUGCGAAUGAAUGCACAAGGUGGCCCUAUUGUGGAAGAAGACGAUGAAAUAAACCGAGACUGGUUGGAUUGGACCUAUUCGGCAGCGACAUUUUCUGUCUUUCUCAGUAUCCUCUAUUUCUACUCCUCGCUGAGCAGAUUCCUCAUGGUCAUGGGGGCCACCGUUGUCAUGUACCUGCAUCACGUUGGGUGGUUUCCGUUUAGACAAAGACCGGUUCAGAACUUCCCGAACGAUCGUCUUCCUCAAGAAGUCGUGAAUCAGGACCCCAACAACAACUUACAGGAAAGGGCUGAUCUGGACAGUGAAGACGCCAACCACCUCGCCCCAGGCAGGGACAUGCUCCGAGACGAGCAGACCAGCCCUUCCUUUAUGAGCACAGCCUGGCUCGUCUUCAAGACUUUCUUUGCCUCGCUUCUUCCCGAGGGCCCCCCGGCCAUAGCCAACUGAUGGCAUUCCUUUGCACUCUUGCCACUGGAGCCGGUGCCAGGCAUGGACUUGGAUCAUCUCACUCCAGCUAGAUCUCACCUGGACAGGAUAAAGGCACAGAUUUCCCAGAACCCACAAGGGUGAUGGUAUGCUUUUGUGAUGAUGCAAAAGCAGAGAGUAAGGCGUGAAGCCCUGAUAGAAAUGGAUGAACAAAGAAUGCCUAGGGUUUCCAUGUCCGUGUUCCGAAGAGCUUUACUGUACACUGUAUGUAGUUUGGUAGGCAUUGUAAGUAGGAGGCAUCAGGUGUCGCAUGCUUGUGCCUGAGGAACUUCUCCAGAUGUGUGCGUGUCUGCAUGUAUGUUUGUACAUAGAAGUCAUAGAUGCAGAAAUGGUUCUGCUGGUACGAUUUGAUUCCUGUUGGAAUGUUUCAAUUACACUAAGUGUACUACUUUAUAUAAUCAGUGAAUUUGCUAGACAUGUUUUAGCAGGACUUUUCUAGGAAAGACUUAUAUAUAAUUGCUUUUUAAAAUGCAGUGCUUUACUUUCAACCCAGGGGAGCUUGGCUGAGGUGGAGACCUUUGCCAGGCUUUCUGUUCAAUAAAGUUUUACUAUGAAUGA
Ochotona curzoniae (black-lipped pika) is the source of this 1880-nucleotide messenger RNA. RefSeq names its product homocysteine inducible ER protein with ubiquitin like domain 1 (gene HERPUD1). Gene Ontology annotation, biological process: ubiquitin-dependent protein catabolic process; endoplasmic reticulum calcium ion homeostasis; negative regulation of endoplasmic reticulum stress-induced intrinsic apoptotic signaling pathway. The record is from RefSeq and is a predicted model, not a curated record. The transcript is spliced from 8 exons. Bases 108 to 1283 code for a protein of 391 amino acids. Gene Ontology annotation, molecular function: transmembrane transporter binding. NCBI's taxonomy places the organism in Eukaryota, Metazoa, Chordata, Mammalia, Lagomorpha, Ochotonidae. Gene Ontology annotation, cellular component: endoplasmic reticulum membrane.